Diuraphis noxia (Russian wheat aphid) is the source of this 4449-nucleotide messenger RNA. RefSeq lists its product as uncharacterized. Gene Ontology annotation, molecular function: DNA-binding transcription factor activity, RNA polymerase II-specific; RNA polymerase II cis-regulatory region sequence-specific DNA binding. NCBI's taxonomy places the organism in Eukaryota, Metazoa, Arthropoda, Insecta, Hemiptera, Aphididae. The record is from RefSeq and is a predicted model, not a curated record. Gene Ontology annotation, biological process: regulation of transcription by RNA polymerase II.
UGUACUUUUCAUUAUUUUAAACUUUUUUCUUUAGCCCGGCAUAAUAAUAUAACACUGUUACCAUUUAUUACAGUAUUACGGAUGACACAUGUUCGAAAUGGUAUGACGUUAAUUAAUAAAAAAUAAUAACAUAUUAUAUUUAAUACCGUUGUAAUACUAUCUAAACGCCUAAAUAAUUGUCCYGCGUCGUUUUACCACGAUUGGCACCCGAAUGUGUCGUUUUGCGAUUUUUCGCGCGAUAAUUAUUAAUAAUUGCAAAUUGUGCGCGCACCACGAAUAAACUACGCGACUCUAUUUGAAUUGUUCUCGAAACGAGCUGAACACGUUAGCUCGGUAUUUUAAUAUAUAUCAUCAUCAUCAUUAUCAUUAUUAUUAUUAUUAUUAUUAUGGUAUAUGUAUUUGGAGGACAUUGAUUUUGACCAAGCAGGGGACUCGGCAACUCGGCGCCGGCACAAUUACCAUAAUAAUAAUUGAUUAAUUAAUUGACGACCACGGCCACGGCUUGUGAAACUAUUUACACCGGACGCCGAUGAAAUAAAUCCAAAUCAAAUUAUCUYGCAUCGAAAGUAUAUAUAUACCUAGAUAUACUACGUCCACGAAUAUGAAGGUAUCGCCAUUGUUGCCACAGACGUCGGCAAAAAAACAAGAAGACGUUCCUCUUCACGAGAACUCGGAAGUCACUAAUAACUGUUUGAAACGCCGUCGGCUUCAUUCGCAGACGAAUAUUAUAAUCAAUGGUCACUAUCGACAUAGUAAACACCAUUACCCUCGACACGACGACAAAUCAUCAUCAAUGGAUUGUUUCGACACCAUUAGCAACAACGUUAACGGCAACAGCAACAGCAGUAGUUGUAACAGCAGUAAUAGUGGCGAAGACGCGAGCGAUUGCGACGAUUCACCGAUGAGACCUAGCAGUCACCCGAACCAACAAUACCCAGAAGGAGGGUCGUCCACACCGUCGCCUGCACAUCACAAUAUGAAGGAUGGUUUUCAGCAGACGACUACAGUUGCCAAUAAUAACAAUUGUAGUAAUGGAGGAGAUUGUAUGGCACCGGCAAUAAGACAAACUGCAGUACAACAUCUAGCAACCAAUAGUGAUGAUAAAAUCACAUUAUCGUUGUCAUCUCACUCUGAAAAAAACAAUGACAGUGAAACCUUCGACAUUACAAAUGAACCGAUUUUGUUGUCAAGUUCAGUUAAAAACCUCAAUAAAAAUGCAAAGAUUAAUGACAAAAUUCCGUCGGCAGAUACUGAUUUUCAUGAUCAUAUGGUAACAGCCAAUUAUAUUAACAGUGAAACUAGUAAUGAUGAUUGUUUGUCUCAAUCACCUUUGAACUUAACCCGUUCUCAAGGAUCGUCAGAAGAAGGUGGCAACAAGAGUGAGGACGACGAAGGAGAAUAUGAUAACGAUAGCGAAGAAAAAAACUGUUUUGGUAAUGCCAUUAAUGAAGAUGAAAAUAUGGUCAAUGGUCAUAACAUACCAACAACAGAAAUUCCAUUUCCUUGGAAUAUUACCUCAGCCAAUAAUAAACAAAAGCAGCAACAACAGGAUGRAAAAAUCACAGCACCACCACUUCAACUUUUGUUAACUUCUGGUCAACUUACUACGGGUUGCUUACAAGCAGCUCAAUUGCUAAUACCAACAGCUCGAGGUAUUAUGACUCAAACAAUUUUGGCCAUUCCUAUUAAUGAUAUGGUUUCUUCUGCAAUCACAACUCCUACUUCAAAUCAGCAACAACAAUUACAGCAACAAUUAUUAUAUCAUUCAACAAAUAAUAUUCGACAAAAAAAUAUUAACCGACAACAGCUCAAUCAAACUUGUCAACCGUCGUUACCCUUACCACUCAAUCGUUAUUUUCAACAACACCUAACUACAGCUGAUGAUACGACUAWUGCCAGUGGUACUCCCGACAAUGUUAGUAGUGAAAAUAAUAAUUACGAUGGUAAUGUGAUUAAUAAUGAUACAGUUACAGCAGAUCAAUAUAAUAAUAUUCAACGACGAAAAUGGCAGUCCCCUGACCUCAAUAGCAAAAAACAUACAUUUUUAACACCUCAACAAAAGCUAUUAUCUCGCACCAAGAAUGAGGAAAGCAGUGAUUCGAUGAAUGUACAGCGUUCAAAAGAACCGUCUAUGGUUCAAAUACCAACAGGCACAAAUGGAGAUAGUCGUAUUUAUUCAACCAAUAAUGCUGCUUCAAUUGUUACUGCUGCAACACCAAUGUCACCACCUACACUCAGGCGUAAUGAGGGUAGUAAUGGAGGARGUGUAGAAGUAAUCCAACGUCAAACUAUGUGGCCAACAGCAAUUACGGCAACCGAUCAACAUAAUGGUGACGAUGAAACAGAAAAUGAAGAAGAUAAACAGCAGCCACAUCACCCUUCUCAUGUUAUAUCUCCUGCGCCUCCAACGUCUUCCGCCAACAUAAAUGCUUUGAAGUCAUUAGCACCGCCAUCUUCACAACUUAACUGCCACAUAAAACCAYCCAAGGAUGAGGACUCGACUUCAGCAGCUGCUGCUGCAGCGGCUGCAUAUAAUCAGCAAAAUGCUAUUUGCACAGCACUCGCCACACACAUGAUAUGUGCUUCACAACUCGCUGCUGCACAACAACCAAUGUUUGAGAAUCUGGAAAGUGGCAACCCCACUAAAAAACCAAAUAAUGUAUACAAUAACAAUAAUAAUAACAUCAAAACAAAUAAUAUGAUGGGUGUAGUGAACCCAGCUGUAUUGGAAAAAUGGAUGAUGGAGGAGAGAUAUUAUUACAAUAAUAAUAAUAACAACAACAAAAACAUUACUGGUGGUCACUCACAUCACCAGAGGUAUAACGCGGCCGCCGCAGCGGCUGCUGCUGCAGCAGCUGUCGAAUUGUUGAGUGGUGGCGUAUCUGCAUCGUCAAGUGGUGGCGGUGGCGACAGCUUAGCAUCGUGCAAAAAACGUAAAAGACGCACUUCGUUCACACCUCAUGCCCUAGAAUUGUUAAACGGCCAUUUUGAACGCAAUACACACCCAUCAGGAUCUGAAAUCACUGGACUGGCACACAGAUUAGGCUACGAACGUGAAGUGAUACGCAUUUGGUUUUGCAAUAAACGUCAGGCGUUGAAGAACACUGUUCGAACUAUAAAUGGCAACGGUCCGACCCAUAUGACUGGCACAAAAUCUCAAUCUCAUAGCAACACAAGUGGUUAUUAAUCACUGUAUUAUUUAUAAAUUUUACGUUGUGUCCAAAUAAUGAACCAUACCCAGUUUUCCGACAAUCACGAAGUAGCAUCUGGUCAUGUCCAUAUCUCUUAUGCCAUUUUUUUUACGCAAAAACUCUACCGGAAGAAUUAUUUUCUUUUUUUCAUUCACAAUACCCGUCGAUUCAUAAGAAUAACUAGAGGUUAAAAGACCAAAAAUUGGGAGGAAUCGUUCUAUAAAACAACAUGUUUAAUUUUUUUCAUAAUUUUUUUAAUUGUUUUAAGUGUCUAAUUAUAAUUAAUAGAUGUUAAUUUAUAACUUUUAAUAUUAUGUUUGGAUUUUCAUUAGUAGUUUUAAAAGAAAACUAUAACUAUAUUCCAAAUAAUAAUAUGAAAUAAAAUAUUUUUUGUGAAAUAAUAAUAGUAAAUAGUACCUAUUUAAUAUGUGUAAAUAAUGUUAGUGUACAAUAUGGUUAAGUUUAAAAACUAACUUAUAUUUCAGUGAAAAUAAUAUAAGCUUAAAUUAAGCUAUAUAUGUAAUCAUUUAAUUAUUAAUUAUAUAAUGCAUGUCAAAGUAUGAAAUUAAAUCUUAUAUCAAGUCAAAGUUACCAAUUGAUAGACUGUUAAAAAAGCACUAGGUCUUUUACAAAUAAUUGGAAAAAGCCAUUUUAAAUAGUACAUUUGGAACCUAUUGCAACCAAUAACAAACAACAUUUUAACAAAUUAUGUGUCAAAUAUUUAGUUUUUGUUGUACUACCUAACAGUAUAUCUUAAAAUGUGUUUGACUUAAGAAUAAUAAUUAAUUUUGUCAUAUAUUACAAUAAUUGUAAUAUACAUCUAGUCAAAAGUGUAACUUCAAUACCAUAACUAGGAAACUAGAUCUAUAGCAGUACAUAGAAUUUACAUAAUACUUUUAGGAGAGGCUAUAAAACAUUUCCUAAGAGCCAAUUCUUCCAUACUUCCAAUUGCAUUAAUGCAUCUAGCUUUAAUGAUUUUAAAAAUUAUACAUUAUUAUUGUAUUAAUAUACUUUAAAGAAGGAAUAUUUGGUCUCUUAACCAUUGAAAAGUAACUUACAGUUAAUACCUAAUAAUUUUAUCUUAACAUGCCUUAUAACAAAUAUUUAAUUUAUAUCUGUAUAAUAUUUGUACUAUGUAUAAGCAGUAUUGUAAAUUUUCACAUGUCAGUCUGCGUGUGUAACUGUAUGUGUAAGUGUGUGCUUGUAAAUGUAUAUGUGUGUAUAUUUACCCUAUUAAAAUGAGAUAGUUUUUUUGGUA